CUGUCAAAUGGGCUACCAGAACCCACUGCCGGAUACUGCAAUGUAAAGGGAAAACAAAUUAUUUAAGUAGACCUUGUUAUUUUACAAUCACAUCCUACUAAGGAGGAAAAAAAACUGAGUUCAGGUUGAAUUUUCUAGACCAUUUCUUUUUAAACUUUAGUCUAUCAGUGAAUUUCUCAAGGGGGAUAUCUGCAUGCCAUGGAGGAGGCCCUCAACAGCACCAUUGAUCCAGCUUGUUUACAAGAGCCUCCCCUGGCUAUCGACGUGAUAAAGCAGCUGGAUGUGUUUGGAGUUUGCCUGUAUUCCAUGCUCACCUUCAUGUCCGUGGUCUCUCUGCUGCUGUACCUGGAGCAGUGUGUCUAUAUUUAUAAAAACUUGCCGUACCCCAAAAAGACAACCAUCAUCUGGAUAAAUGGUGCAGCACCUGUCAUUGCCACCAUGGCUUGUUUUGGGAUGUGGAUCCCAAAGGCCGUCAUGAUCACAGACAUGACGUCUAACUGCUAUUUUGCAGUCGUGGUGUAUAAAGUCUUGGUCCUGAUGAUUCAGGAGUUCGGGGGCAGUGAUGUUUUUCUGAAGCGGUUUUCUGGUGAAACCUUUAAGAUCAGCACAGGACCCUGCUGCUGCUGCUGCCCCUGUUUACCCCGCGUACCCAUGUCAUGGCGAAUGUUAUUCUUGCUGAAGAUGGGUGCUCUUCAGUAUGCAAUCCUUAAAACGGUGCUUUCUGUCCUUGCCAUAAUAUUGUGGACAAACGGCAACUUUGAUCUCUCUGAUCUAGAGAUAACUGGUACAGCUAUUUGGAUUAACCCAUUAAUUGGUGUUCUCACAAUCAUCUCCCUUUGGCCUGUUGCCAUCAUCUUCAUGAACACUAACAGCCAUCUACACAGCCUCAAAAUCAUACCCAAGUACGCCAUGUACCAACUAAUACUUGUGUUGAGUCAGCUGCAGACAUCAAUCAUUAACAUCCUGGCCUUGAAUGGAACCAUCUCCUGUUCGCCUCCCUUCUCUUCGCAAGCUCGUGGAUCCAUGCUAAGCCAGCAGAUGAUGAUCAUGGAGAUGUUCAUCAUCACUCUGGUCACUCGGUUUUUGUACCGUCGUACAUAUGACACACUUCUCUCUGGGGCACAUGAAAACGACCAGAACGCCAAAGUUCUUGUGGAGCAAGAUGUCUAAAAAAGGAGACAAUGACAGUCUUCUUCAAAUUGCGUAUCAGGUGAUCUAAAUUAGGAGACCAUCGGAUAGUCAAACUUGAGUCUGAUAAACCUUUUUCAUUUGAUGUAACAUUUUACCUCAUUCUGUCACUCAAGUGUAAUUGGAAAAGAACCUCUUUUUUAUAUAAUCAAAGGACUACUUUGGUGCCCUCUUUCUUUGUACUUUUCACACAACAAUCACUGACACUUGUCUGCAUCUUGUAGAUGACAAAACAUAAUGGAUUAGUUCACCCAAAUUACUAUGUCCUUCCCAAAAAAAUUGUCCCUCUGAAGAUUGUACACAGUGGAAAGAGAUGUUGGCUGUUGAAUUGUUUACGUGUCUCUCUAUGUUUUGAGCACCACAAAUGAAAUUUCAUUCACUUCCACUGUACUGGAGUGGAGGCAGAAAUGUCAGACACAGAUAUGUCAAAACUUGCGCAUAUGCACCAAUAUUACCUGAUAGACAGUAGAUAGAUGAGAGAUUUUUUCCCUUCUUGUGAUUUGCAUGAAGUGACAAUAGUUUGAUGUUUUGUGACACGCACUUUUUCCGUUUCUCGCUGAGAGUUAAAUGUGAGGACUGGUGCCAUAUGAUAGUAGUGUCAAUCUUGCGAUCUAAGUCUCUGCAAGAGAGCGAAUAUUUCUGUUCCACAAAAAAAUAAACUAUUCCUUUAGGCUUCACUAGUUUCUAAAGCUAAAGAAUUACUUGAGACAUUGGGGUGAUAGCCUUUUUUUUCAGCUUAUAACUAGGAUCUGGAGGAGAACACCGGAUCCUUCUCAUACUGGAACAGGUCAUACUGGGACAAAUAUAGAGCAGAUGAGAGACUGGAAAUUAGCAAAGUGGUCAUUUUGGACUGGGAUUGUGCAGGUUUAUGAAUAUAUGUGUAUGGAAGAACAAAACUUUUACAUUUGCCUAAAGAACAGUAAAUAAAAGCAAUAAUGAUGAGUUUGGUCAAGGUUUGGAGAUGUUGAAGUG
Molecule: messenger RNA, 2160 nt
Organism: Xiphias gladius (swordfish)
Lineage: Eukaryota; Metazoa; Chordata; Actinopteri; Istiophoriformes; Xiphiidae
Product: organic solute transporter subunit alpha-like
Exons: 8
Coding region: 199-1170 (323 amino acids)
Biological process (GO): transport
Molecular function (GO): transporter activity
Source: RefSeq, a predicted model, not a curated record